CUGAGAACCGCUAGAUUGUGAUUUAUUUAUUUCAGUAAAUAUAUCUGUUAGAAAAGCGAAAAUCUAACGAAAUGAGCGAAGAAGUGGAUGCCGAAGAUGUGCUGCGUAUAAUGGUGGCGACGGAUAAUCAUCUGGGCUAUGCCGAAAAGAAUGCGGUGCGCGGGGAAGACAGCUUCAUUGCUUUUGAGGAAAUACUCGAAAUGGCAGUGCAGGAAGAUGUUGAUUUCAUCUUGCUCGGUGGUGACCUAUUUCAUGAUGCCGUACCAAGUCAGAACACGCUACAUAACUGCAUGAAGCUGCUUCGGCGUUACACCUUUGGUGACAAACCUAUUAACAUUGAAGUGCUCAGCGAUCAGUCGAUAAAUUUCCAUAAUGCACCUAAUGACACUGUCAAUUAUGAGGAUCCUAAUUUGAAUGUAGCCAUACCUGUAUUUUCUAUACAUGGCAACCACGAUGAUCCCAGCGGUUUUGGGCGUCUUAGUUCUCUUGAUUUACUCUCAACCACUGGUUUGGUCAACUACUUUGGUCGCUGGACUGAUCUUACUAAAGUAACUAUUAAUCCGGUAUUGUUGCGUAAAGGUCAAACACAAUUAGCGCUGUAUGGGCUAAGUCACAUACAUGAUGCACGUUUGCGACGACUGUUCGAAGAUUUCAAAGUCAGUAUAGAGUGCCCUAGUUCAGAGGAGGGUGAAUGGUUCCAUUUAAUGGUGCUGCAUCAGAAUCACGCUGAUCGUGGUCCAAAAAAUAAUAUACCAGAAGAACUGCUACCCGAUUUCUUGCACUUAGUUGUUUGGGGACACGAACACGAUUGCCAUAUUGAACCACAGUUCAAUGCGAAACGUAACUUUUACGUUAGUCAACCUGGUUCAUCUGUUGCGACGUCAUUCGCUGAAGGCGAGGCGCUUAAGAAACACGUGGGGCUAUUAGAAAUACAUAAAACACGCUUUCAAAUGAAACCGUUACCAUUGCAAACUAUUCGUCCAUUUGUAUUCGAUUCGGUUGAUUUAUCGCAAAUGAUCGAAGAACUAAAGUUGGACGAAGGAGAUGUAACAAACAAAGUAAUAGCUAUGGCAAAGGAACGUGUAGAAGAAAUGAUAGCUAAGGCAAAGGAACAAUUAACCGGUCAUCCAAAGCAACCGACAUUGCCGCUUAUCCGACUACGCAUUAUAUAUUCUAAUGAGGAGCAGGUGUUCAAUGCUAUACGUUUCGGUCAGUCGUACAAUGAGCAGGUGGCUAAUCCCGCAGAUAUGAUACAUUUCAAAAGGUUGAUUCGACGCGUUAAAGGGGAGUAUUCCGAUGCAGACAAAGACGCAAUACGUGGUGCCUUAGAUGACAUACAAAUUGAUACAAACAGUGAAAUGAAAAUUGAGAAUUUCAUUGAGAGUUAUUUUAAAGAGAUACCUGCCAAGCGCCAGCUCAAGGUGCUGACUCCAAAAAUAUUGUCGGAGAUUUGCAAUCGGCUUGUCGAAAAGGGCGAUGUGAACGCAGCUGAGGGAAUUAUCAAACACUGUAAAGAAAGCGCUUUAGAGCAUUUAAUGGAAACCCUCCCAGCCGAUGAUGAAGUCGAAGAAUCCCUAGAAGCAUUCAAUCAAAAAUUAUCACUCGAUGAUAUAAUAAACCGCCUAGACAAUCAAGGGGCGAAGGUGAAAGCCAAUACAAGCAGUGUCACAAUCGGAAGGAGUAGACAACCCACGAGAGGUUCAAAUACGCACAUUGAGCAAAACGAAGAUGAAAGCGAUAGUGAUGUUGAACCGCUUGCAAAAAAAGUUACGAAAAAGCAAACCACAAGCAAAGCACAAAACUUUUACCUUAAUGACAGCGAUGGUAGUGAUAUGGAAGCUGCGCCAGCGCCCUCUAAAGCAGCUACACGUGACCGUAAAACAGCCAAAGUUGAGACUGGUGCCAAAACAACUGCUGGUCGCGGUCGUGGUAGAGGACGAGGGCGCGGCACAGCAGCUGCGCCAACACGCUCCACACGUCAGGCCUUGAACGUCUCGGUGAACUCGUCGCGUUCCACUCUAUUGGAAUCAUUGGCAAAUGCACGUGCCAAGCGUGGUCCCAAAACUGCGCAAGUUAUUGACAUUUCCGAUUCAGAGUAAAUUGUUUGUCUGUAUUAUUUCAAGCAAAAUGAUUUGCUAUCUAAUAUAAAUUUCCAGUUAGACCUUACAAAAAUCGACUUAAUUUUUGCUCGAUGGACGGGAAGAUAUAUUUAAGCAGUUAUGAUUUUGUAUGCCAGUUGUGUCUCUUUGUUCCGCUGUUAAUCGCCAAUUCUAAGUUUUCCAAAUAAAUAUUAAGUCCAUUUGUUAUUUACUUUUGUGUUACAUUAUAUUUAUAAACUGAAUCAAUAUUAAAUAAUUGGAAUAAUAACCCUCAC
This is a messenger RNA of Anastrepha obliqua, 2374 nucleotides long. RefSeq names its product double-strand break repair protein MRE11 (gene mre11). The record is from RefSeq and is a predicted model, not a curated record. Gene Ontology annotation, cellular component: Mre11 complex; nucleus. Gene Ontology annotation, molecular function: 3'-5'-DNA exonuclease activity; manganese ion binding; DNA endonuclease activity. Bases 72 to 2099 code for a protein of 675 amino acids. Lineage: Eukaryota; Metazoa; Arthropoda; Insecta; Diptera; Tephritidae. Gene Ontology annotation, biological process: meiotic DNA double-strand break formation; mitotic G2 DNA damage checkpoint signaling; telomere maintenance. The transcript has 7 exons.